Messenger RNA from Micropterus salmoides (largemouth bass), 1419 nucleotides. RefSeq names its product protein disulfide-isomerase TMX3-like. The coding region runs from base 28 to 1314 and encodes 428 amino acids. Gene Ontology annotation, biological process: peptidyl-cysteine oxidation. The transcript is spliced from 16 exons. Gene Ontology annotation, molecular function: protein disulfide isomerase activity. Lineage: Eukaryota; Metazoa; Chordata; Actinopteri; Centrarchiformes; Centrarchidae. The record is from RefSeq and is a predicted model, not a curated record. Gene Ontology annotation, cellular component: endoplasmic reticulum.
UCAGCAGCUUCUGCUCCAUCAGUCAACAUGUCGGACCGGAGGAACACGGUCCUGCACUCGGUGCUGCUGGUUCUGUUGGUGGCGUCAGCGUCGGCCUUUGUGGAGGAGCUGGACGACACCUUUAUGGAGACGAGGGCAGACGACGACACCUGGCUCAUCAAGUUCUACGCCCCCUGGUGUGUGUUCUGUAAACAGCUGGAUCCAGUUUGGCAUCAGAUCGGGUCAGAACUGAAGAGUCUCGGCUCUCCGGUCAAUGUGGGCAGAUCAGACGCCACCACCAGCAAAGGUUUGGCCAAAGAGUUCAGGGUCCGGGAUUAUCCAGCCAUCUUCAUAUGGAAGAAAAAAUUUAAAUAUAAUUAUUUAGGACAAAGAACCAAAGAUGGAAUCAUGGACUUUGCUAACCGAGUUGGAGGGCCGUUUGUUCGAUCUCUGAGCAGCCAGCAGCUCUUCCAGCACGCCAUGAGUCGCCAUGAUGUCAUGUUCGUUUAUGUUGGAGCCACAUCACAGCUGAAGGGUAAUUACACGUCAGUAGCCGAAGAGCUGAUUGUUCACACCUACUUCUUCUCUACUACCAGAAGCAUCCUGCCAAAGGACGUCAUCCUCCCCUCUCUGCCAGCUGUGGUGGUUUUUAAAGAUGGAACCUAUUUGACAUUUGACGAGGAACGUGACGGUGAUCUCAAGUCAUGGAUCAACAGAGAACGUUUCCCAAACUUCUUUAAGAUCGACAGCUACACUAUGUACUCCAUGGGAGAGUCAGAUAAACUGGUGUUGUUGGCGCUGGUGGGGGAGAAGAGUAUGUGUGAGGAAAGUCUGUGGUAUAAAGGUCUUGUGGAGAAAGUGGCUGCAGACUACAAAGAGAUCUACGGCAGGAACUUCUACUUCGGUUACAUGGAGGGGACUGACUACAUUAAUGGAUUUGUGAUGGGAGAGGUGACUGUGCCGUCCUUCAUUGUGGUUAAUCUGUCCAAUGAUGGCUACUUCCUGCCACCUAGCGCUGUGCAGGCAGAACAUCACCUGCUGGACUUCCUGAAAGGGGUUUUGGAUGGCAGUAUCCAGAGACAGGGAGGAAACGACAUCGCCCAGCGCAUCAGACGUUUAAUUUACGACGCCAAAGUCACGCUGACGCCACUGUUCAGCGAGGCUCCGCUGUUUGCCUGCCUCCUGGUCAGCAUCCCGAUCAUCUUCAUCUCCACCUUCGUCUACCUCUGCUGUUUCGCCCGACCCACACUGAUUGAUGAUGAUGGUGAGGCCAUUCCACUGUUGGCACCGUCAAUGCAGAGCCGCAAGAAACGCACCGACAAAAAGUCAGACUGAUGAGGAUCAGGAGGAAGACCAGAUCCAGAAAACCUCAUUGUCCAUCACAACAGCAUCAUCUCUGACCUUUUUCUGUGAAAUAAAAUAAAAACAGUACACACAGUU